CCUCGUGUAUUGCUUCGAAUUCAACGGAUCGAUCUCAACUUGUUCUUAAGAACCUAAUCGCUCCUGGAAGUCCCCCGGUCACUGACACCUGCACCAAUCUGAAGAGUCCGAGGAAAUCGAGACUCUGGAGGGCUCUAUUAAAGGCUUAGGGCGUCACGGGACCCCUGGCAGUAGCAUUUCGUAUCCAGUCAUAUCUUAGCUUAAGAUUCGGUGGUCAACAUCGUCAUCACUAUCUAACAUCUUUCCCUCCUCGCUCAUCGAGUCAACAAGCACACUUGCGUAGACCUUUCUGCUCACCCCCGGAUUCAUCUUUAUCUUUUCAUCUACCUCAGGUUAACUCUACGCCAAGUCUAUGCCAUGUCUUUCGUCAAACUAAGUAUAUUUGGUACCUCUUUCGAGGUAACGACUCGCUAUGUCGAUCUGCAGCCUGUUGGAAUGGGGGCGUUUGGCCUUGUCUGCUCUUCCAAGGAUCAACUCACUGGGUCUUCUGUUGCCAUCAAGAAGAUUAUGAAGCCUUUCAGUACCCCAGUUUUGAGCAAGCGAACAUACCGUGAGCUCAAGCUCCUCAAGCACAUACAACACGAGAAUAUUAUUAGCCUUAGCGAUGUGUUUAUCUCGCCACUUGAAGAUUUGUAUUUUGUUACCGAACUCCUUGGAACCGACCUCCAUCGACUGCUGACAUCGCGACCUUUGGAGAAACAGUUUGUCCAAUACUUCCUAUAUCAGAUUCUGCGUGGACUAAAAUAUGUCCAUUCCGCGGGCGUCGUGCACCGAGAUCUCAAACCUAGUAAUAUUCUUGUCAAUGAGAACUGUGACUUGAAAAUAUGCGAUUUCGGAUUGGCUCGGAUCCAGGACCCCCAGAUGACAGGCUAUGUCUCGACGCGAUAUUACCGCGCUCCCGAAAUUAUGUUAACCUGGCAAAAGUACGAUGUUGCGGUCGACAUUUGGAGUACAGGUUGCAUAUUUGCAGAGAUGCUUGAAGGAAAACCCUUGUUCCCCGGGAAAGACCAUGUCAAUCAAUUUUCCAUAAUCACUGAACUAUUGGGCACUCCUCCGGAUGAUGUCAUUGAAACUAUAGCGAGCGAAAACACCCUUCGCUUUGUGCAAAGUCUGCCUAAACGCGAGCGCGUGCCUUUCAGCCAAAAACUCCGAACUACCGAUGCGGAUGCUUUGGAUCUUCUAGAAAAGAUGCUGGUCUUUGACCCUCGGAAACGCAUAGAUGCUGCGGAGUCACUUGCCCAUGAAUAUGUGGCACCAUAUCAUGAUCCAACCGAUGAGCCCGUAGCUUCUGAGAAGUUCGACUGGAGCUUCAAUGAUGCCGACCUCCCCGUUGACACGUGGAAGGUCAUGAUGUACAGCGAGAUUCUGGAUUUCCAUCAGGUUGGAGACACGGCCACAUCAGCGAGUGGUAUACCCGAAGGUGCACUAGCCGGGCCAGACGCACCAGCAGGAACUACACCAGCAAAGUGAAUCUUCACAUAGUUCCAAUUUAUUUUCAGUUGGAUGUCUGUUUCGACGUGAUUUUUGCAGGAGUACAGGUUUUUGGAGCGCCUUCGCUUUUUUGGACAUAGAGCGUUACUACUACUAUUUCUUUCAGACCAAUCACUUGUAAUGUCUUCAAUUUUACAUAAUAAGCAAGCAUGAUUGUAUGUACCAAUAUCUUUUCGAAUUCGCGCACGCUUAGAAGUUCUCCGGAUUCGCGUAGUAUUGUUGCAGGUCCUUGAACGUGAACCGCAGUCAUACAUGUGGUUGUUGAAUAUUACUAGAGCAACCUUGGUUUAGAACAGCAUCACUUUCGCAAGUUUGACCACUGUAUCCUAUAAAUGUACGCCUCGACCCUUCAUAUCAUGUGGCGUAAGUGUCGCAAUACAGUGAUGCAUCACGUAGUACUAGUAUCAAGUUCCCUUUUUGGGUUUGUCACAAAC
Messenger RNA from Suillus bovinus, 1925 nucleotides. RefSeq names its product mitogen activated protein kinase. The transcript has 14 exons. Lineage: Eukaryota; Fungi; Basidiomycota; Agaricomycetes; Boletales; Suillaceae. Bases 358 to 1470 code for a protein of 370 amino acids. The record is from RefSeq and is a predicted model, not a curated record. Gene Ontology annotation, molecular function: ATP binding; MAP kinase activity. Gene Ontology annotation, biological process: stress-activated MAPK cascade; cellular response to oxidative stress; osmosensory signaling pathway. Gene Ontology annotation, cellular component: cytoplasm; nucleus.